Molecule: messenger RNA, 4983 nt
Organism: Bombina bombina (fire-bellied toad)
Lineage: Eukaryota; Metazoa; Chordata; Amphibia; Anura; Bombinatoridae
Gene: R3HDM1
Product: R3H domain containing 1
Exons: 27
Coding region: 516-3875 (1119 amino acids)
Molecular function (GO): nucleic acid binding
Source: RefSeq, a predicted model, not a curated record
GCCCUUGUCCUGGCUUUAACCAUAGCGCGUUCUCGUCACCUUCUGCUGUCAGCAAGAACGCGCUGCGCGUCCAUACCUUAUCUUCUCCUCCCCCUCAUUUUCUCUCUCAUCAAUAUCUCUUCCCCAUGUAUCUAUUUUUAUUUAUUUAUUUUUAAUAACACAUUUUAAUGAGGCGUCAGCUGCUGAUCUCUUUCUCGGCCUUACCCCUCGAAAAAAAAUAAACCCUCCCACUGUGGGCUCCUACCUCUGUGACAGCCCGUAAGCCGGUUUGUCCAAGGCAUGCUACACUUGACCCUGAGCAGCGAAAUUCAGCUCAGAAUAUUGCAUUUGUGACAAGGACAUGGGACGACUCCUGUCACCUUCCAGAUGGUUCAUUACAACUGACAUCUUGGCUAAUCUUAGUGGGAACAAUCCUUGGACCUUUCACAUUUCUUACUGCGAGACAUCAUAUACUCUCAACAGUAGGGUACAUCAGGUUCUGCAUAUCCUUUAAAGUUUUAAAGUGACCUUUUCCAAUGAGGAUGUCUGGUACUGUUGCUGUGAAGGAUGAUUUAGAAGCAAUGAAUGGUUCUGAGACUGAUGUGAAACACUCCAGCUCAUUAGAAAACCUUAUAAAAUCUGAAGGCCAUGAGAAACUGCAAGCUGACAAAGAGGAUGACUCCUAUAAUAACAAUCACGAUACCACACGGCCAGUACAACCUUUGUCGCAAUCAGGAAAAAGGUCGAAGUCCAAUUCAAAGUUAAAACUAGUUCGGAGUCUGGCUGUGUGUGAAGAAUCUCCUCCUCCUUCCACAGCUGAUAUACCCCUGGAUAUACAGGAAGUCAUUCAGGUCCAGCUUACACAGGCCGUUGGAAAAGAAGAGAACCUCACAAAGGAUGAAACGGAAAAAGAGAAAGGGAAUGAAAAGUCUUCUAAGAAAAUGCUUUCAAGAGAUUCUAGUCAAGAAUAUACAGACUCUACAGGAAUAGAUCUGCAUGAAUUUUUGGUAAACACACUGCAAAGUAAUCCCAGGGACAGAAUGAUGCUGCUAAAGUUAGAACAGGAUAUAUUCGAUUUUAUUGCUACCAAUGAAAGUCAACGUAAAAAGUUUCCUCCAAUGACAUCCUAUCAUAGGAUGCUGUUACACAGGGUUGCUGCAUAUUUUGGACUGGAUCACAAUGUAGACCAGAGUGGAAAAUCUGUGAUUGUAAACAAAACAAGUAAUACACGAAUUCCUGAUCAGAAAUUUGAGGAACACAUCAAAGAUGAGAAGAAUGUGGACUUUCAGAAGAGGUACAUUCUCAAGAGAGAUAACUCUAGUUUAGACAAAGAUGAUAAUCAGAUGAGAAUGAGAUUAAAAGAAGACCGGAGAAGCAAAUCAAUUGAGGAACGUGAAGAGGAAUAUCAGAGAGCCAGGGAAAGGAUAUUUGCUCAGGAGUCCUUGUGUUCUCAGGAGAAUUAUCUUACGGAUAAAAGAAUUCAAGAGGAAGAAAUUAAUAGUACACAGCAAAGACGUCAGAUAUUUAGGAUUAAUAAAGAUGCUUCAGGUCGAUCAGGAAACAGCCACUAUAGCAGUACGGAGAACGACUUGAAGUACUCUGAACCUCGCCCAUGGAGUAGCACAGACUCUGAUAGUUCCACGCGAAAUUUGAAGCCAGCUGUUACCAAAGCCAGCAGCUUCAGUGGAAUUUCGGUGUUGACAAGAGGAGAUAGUUCUGGGAGCAGCAAAAGUACAGGCAGGCUGUCCAAAACAGGUUCAGAAUCUUCUAGUAGUGUAGGGUCGUCCACGGGUUCUCUUUCACACACCCAGCAGCUUCUUCCAGUAACCGCUAUAAACCAGUCUUCUCAUGGCACACCUGCCGUCUAUCCAACUGUCAGCACUAGUAAUUCUCUUUCCUUUGAUGGUGGCAUGAGUGGCCAAGUGGCUCCUACUAGUACUAGCUUCUUUUUGCUUCCCUUGGAAGCCACAGGCAUUCCACCUGGCAGUGUUCUGAUCAACCCACAAACAGGUCAGCCAUUUAUAAAUCCCGAUGGCACUCCAGUUGUAUACAACCCUCCUGUAACUCAGCAACCUGUAAGGACCCAAGUGCCUGCACCUGCCCCUCCUCCCCCACCACCACCACCUCCACCACAAGCACCAAACCAUAUAUUACCACAGCCUAGCCGAUCUCUGUCGUCCUCUUCGCAGCCUGUUCAGUACUCCGCAGUCUCUUAUCCACCCUCGCUCCUGCCAGUCUCACCUACUCAGCCGUACACUGUGCAAGACAACCUUGGAACCCAGUUUAGCCAUAUGAGUCUUGCCAGACAGCCUUCUACUGAAACGUCAGAUGCUCAUUCGACUAUGUUUCAGUCUACCUUGGUGCUUCAACCCCCUCAGCAGUCUGGUUAUAUUGUGGCACCCACACCACCACCUCCUCUAGGACAGUCUGUUCCUCCUGCAAACUACUCCAACCACAGCCAGCCAAUGCUUCCGCAGCAAGGGUUUGUGCAGCAAUCACUUCAACAGAUGCCAACUUGUUUUUGUGCUCCAAACCAGUAUACUCACUCAAGUCAACAAUAUCGACCAGUAACGUCCGUCCAGUAUAGUUCACAACCAAAUCAAACACUGCCACAAGCUUCUCAUUCAACAGCUUUCCCCGCUGUAAUUCCCAACCAGCAACCAAACUACCAGAGUAUCGUGAGUGUCCAGCAGCCCCAGAAUCAAACUUUAGUUAGUGGGCAACCUAACAGCAUUGGCAACCCUAUCCAGGGAGUCAUGGUUCAGUAUUCCUCUGUACCAUCCUAUCAGGUCCCGGUUCGACAAGGUUCGCAAACUGUGCCUCAGCAGCCAUACCACCAGCAGGUGCUGAUUCCCACUCAGUCCAGUCAGGGCCCCUUACAUGCCGCAGGGCUGCCAGUGUAUUACAGCGUGAUUUCUCCAGGGCAACAAAAUAACUUAGGCUCCUCGGUAGGAUAUAUGCAGCCACCUGGUUCCGAUCAAAUGCAGUUUCCUAGAACAUCAUCCCCUUGUAAUUCCCAGCAGCUGUUAGGUCCUCAGUGUACAGCUGUUCCUGCACCUCCCCCUGGUGGUGGGAUGAUAAUGAUGCAGCUCAAUGUACCAAACAACCCUCCACCUCAAACACAUUCACCAACUCAGUGGAAACCAAAUAAAUAUUAUUGUGACCAUCAGAGGGCUCAAAAGUCUACAGAGUACGUUAGUUUGGAUAUUUCCACACAGCAUAGCACACAUCUGAACAGUCCUGUUACUUCACCAAAUCAGUCUCCACUACCUAUUCAUCUAACCAAUAUGAAAAACAUUCACCCAGGGUUAACACCCCUCCCUAUCGUUCCUCAGUUCUCAAGACCUUUCGCUCCUGGACAAGGUGAUACAAGAUACCCGUUACUUGGUCAGCCUUUACAAUAUAAUGCUCCUCAUGUAGUUCACGGACACGUUACAAGUCAGCAGGGUCAAUCUGGCCACCGACAUGGAAAUAGAGGGAAAAAAACAGCAAGAAAAGCUGCUUCCACAGACCUUUGUGCUGGCGAGCCAGUAAUUGGGAAGGUCUUAGAAAUCACCGAACUGCCUGAUGGAAUAAGUCGAACAGAUGCUGAAAUGCUUUUUGGAGAACUUUUUAAAGUUGGUGCCAAGAUCAGGUGGCUAAGGGACCCUCACUCCCAACAGACUGUACACCAACAUCAUCCUCACUAUUGUGGCAGUGGAGAUAACCACACAAGUACUGAACACUCCAACUCUUCAGACUUGGCUUCUACAUACACCAUUGUAGCUACCUUUCCUACAGUAUCGGCUGCACAAAGUGCAUUGAAGAAACAAAAUAAUCUAGUUAACAAGUUUAGACUGCGAACAAGCAGGAAGCACUAUGAUUUUCACAUUUUGGAAAGGGCCAGCUCUCAGUAGAAUUUAGAACAUUGUUGGAUGGUCUGCCUUUCUAUCUUCCAUUAUCUAUUUCCAUUUGUAUCAAUUGGCCUCGUUUUUGUAAGAGCCUCUUGUCAGAAACGGAGUCUCCAGGGAACCUCAUAUCACGUUAUAUUAAUUGAAGAUUAGCCCAUGGACCCAGCCAAACUAAAUGGAUUCAUCUGAAUGAAAGAGAAAGCCUUGACCACAGGACAAAACCUUUUCCCCUUUUAUAAUCUGUUUGUUUUAUAUUUAUAUUUCUGUAUCGGACCCAAAGUUCUCUUAUACAGAAACAAAUAUAUUGUUCAUAAUGAAUGGCCACUAAAAAAAAUAAAAGGGAAAAAAAAAAGAAAAUAAUCGAUUUUCUACUUUUUUUUUCACAGCCAGCACUUUGCCAUCCAUUUUAAUAUAGUAAGAUGGGGAAAUUAUUGCUGCACUUAAAUAAAAAAAAGACCUAUUACUGUUUGAAAACAAUAGUCCUAUUCCCCUGUUUCCUUUAAAAGGCGAUAUUAUUAAUAUUAUUAUUAUUAUUAUUAUUAUUAUUAAAAAGAAAAACAAAAAAACUACUGAUGUUUCAGUGUCCUCCAUACUUUAAAUACAUUAAGGCUAUGUGAAAAUUAAUUGUAAAUAAAUUAUGUUUGUCAUAAAAUUCAUUUUAAAUUCUUAUGUUUUAUCAUCCGCCGCUGCAGGGGAAAAAGAUUAUUUCCAAGUAGAAAAAGGGGAAACAAACAAAUGCACCAGACUAAAGAAAGAGAAGACCCCUUUGAAUUUGAAAUAGACGCAUACAAAACCCUUAUUGCUGUAAGAGUUCAAUGGUCUUAAGUAACCAAUGGAUGAAAAUCUUAUUUAAGUUCAGUUGUGUCUUUUAAUGCAUUGUGCUGCUGGUUAUAUUGGCAGUUAAAGGGUUCCAUGUUUUGUGCCAGGAACAUCUUUAGAUAAUUAUAAUUUAAUUUGUGACUUUUGUUAGGAAUCACUGGACAUCUAAAAGAUUUAAUUGCAAAUAUACACACUUUUUUUUCUUCAAAUUUCUGUGUAAAUUGCAAGGCUGUGCAAUGUGUGCUGGUGCAAGCCUUUUUCGGUUACAAAAAAAAUAAAUGUUUACAGAUAUAAA